AGCAACUACCCCCGGGAAAAUAUCACUAUCGCAACAGAGUAAUCAAGAUGAAGUUCUUCGCCAUUCUUUUCCUUCUGUGCGCCAUUGUUGGAUUCGCUGCGUCCUCCAGCUCGACAACCACGACGGAAGCGUCCUUUGAUGCUUCAACAACUUCGACCGCUCCAUCUCCAGUUCCGUGCGGAAAUGGGCCCCAAGGACCAUGUGGCAAAAAACUAUACUUUUUCUACUAAGAAACAAAUAAAGCACUCUAUUCCUUAAAAAA
Molecule: messenger RNA, 262 nt
Organism: Drosophila simulans
Lineage: Eukaryota; Metazoa; Arthropoda; Insecta; Diptera; Drosophilidae
Exons: 1
Coding region: 48-230 (60 amino acids)
Source: RefSeq, a predicted model, not a curated record